Sabethes cyaneus is the source of this 5876-nucleotide messenger RNA. RefSeq names its product division abnormally delayed protein (gene dally). Gene Ontology annotation, biological process: positive regulation of canonical Wnt signaling pathway; regulation of protein localization to membrane; cell migration. Lineage: Eukaryota; Metazoa; Arthropoda; Insecta; Diptera; Culicidae. Gene Ontology annotation, cellular component: plasma membrane; cell surface; extracellular region. The transcript is spliced from 8 exons. The record is from RefSeq and is a predicted model, not a curated record. Bases 1158 to 2930 code for a protein of 590 amino acids.
UGGUUGGGUUAACGCAGGUUUGUUUACGGUAGCAAAGGAGCCAUCUGAGCCCUAGGAGAACCGUACCGUGGAGAAAAAAAAGGAGUGUGAGGAUACUUACAACUUGCCUUUAGUGUCAGUUCUGUAACCCAAGGUUAGGGUUGAUUUCCGAGUCCUGUUUGACAGCGUUCUUCUUUGUGGUUCGAAGUGGCAACACGCGAGAUCAUCGGCUUGCAGCAAAAUACGGUCAAAGAGAGAAGACGUUCGGUUCAAAGAUCGCGAAAUUUGCAAUAAAUAAUCGCACCAGCACAUUGCCAACUUUUCGCAAUCAUUCCGUACGCCGUUCGGAUAUGGCAGUCUGAGGGCAGUGUUCGGUCCGAAAAGAGCUUUGGACUUGUGGCGUGGAUAAGUGUGUGGUUCUAGGUCUAGCAAUCAGCCAUUUACUGACGGACGACCGACCGAUGGUGGAGAGAGUUCAUUUUUCGCGAAUUUUUUGACAGCUGCACGUACAGAAAAAAGAAAUUGCUGUCGCGAAACGAGAGCUAAUACGGGCGAGAGCGCGAUGAGUGUGAAGUUGAUGAAGAAGUGAUAGAGCGCGCGCAGAGCAGAGGGUGUCUUUCUUUGCCAGCAAGUCGAAGUCGUACGGGCGGCAACGAGAGCGCGGCGACAAAUAAAAAUAAUACCGUGCCACAGUGCUUAGAAUAAGAAGAAAGUGUUGCAAAACCGUGUGUUGGGGCGAUUCGCAUCGAUAAGAAACGCGCAAGUGUCUGUCCAGGUUUGUUUACGAUUUUUCCGCCACACUGUUUGUUUUCUGAAAAGAAAGAAGAAGGCUGCACGAGCUGCCGCGUAAUCACCCCGAACUGCUGAGACGGGAAUGCUGCGAGGUUUGUUGUUGCUGCUGGAGAUUAAUAUUGAUGAAAACAUCGAGUGUGCUUUGGUUGUUCUUUUUUAACGCGUCACAACAAAGUUGUGAAACACAGUGAAAAAAAUAGAACGUCAGUCGACAGUUUAGGAAUUCAAUACUCCAGCUAGAGUGGUUGUGUGCUCCGUUCAACUCCUGUUACUAGAGUGUGAAUAUGAUAUACUCGUCGUGAGCCAGCGUAAACCUUUAAGAAACCAAUUUGAAAGGGCUUAGCAAUUAAAAUUUUCCGUAAAGCCGUGUAGAAUUGCUGGAGGGAAUGUUUUGUUCACGUGGAUUACGCUCGGACGCGAAAAUGUCACCUUUGUGGAGCGCGCUGCUGCUGGUGGUGCUCCUCGGAGUGCUGCUGAGUGGCUCCGGCACGGCCGUGGAGGCCAAAAGUGUCGAACAGCACGAACUGCUGAGCUGCGAGCACGUCAGCAAUUUUUUCUCGUCGAUCAACGUCACAAUCACGCCGGUCACCAAUAAUGAAGGCAAGGUUUGUGGCGGUCCCUGCUGUGAUAGCCAAGUGGAAAGUCAGCUUGAAGCAAAGGCGGCGAAAAACUUCGAACGACUAGUCAAACACCACACCCGCAGCCAGCGGGGCCACUGGGAGCAGACGGUGAAUCUCUACCGAGAUUACCUGAUUCAACUCUCCCGUCAGUCGGAGAACAAAACACUGAAUCUGUUCUCGACGGUGUACCGUAAAAUGUCCCCACUGUCACGGGAGCCGAUUCUGGAAUUGUACGAAACAAUCCGGAACCACCUAACGUCGGCAUCGUUCACCGACGACAUCGGUCUAGUCACAGACAAGUUCUUCCGAAAUCUAUUUCCGGUGGCCUACCACCACGCGGUGGUUCACGCCGAUAAGGACGUAGAUUUCCACAGUGACUACAAGAAUUGUCUGAUUCACACCUACGAUGAUCUGAAACCCUUCGGAGAUAUUCCGCAGCAGCUUGCGAACUCGCUGGUGACCAGCGUCGGCGCGGCCAGUGUUCUGCUGCGAGUGCUCCGGGAAGGCGCGGAAGUGCUCAACAAACUCGACGAGUUGGGAGCGGAAAAUCUUCAGGAUACGUGCAAGGCCGCACUGCUCAGGAUGAACUAUUGUGCGAGUUGUAAAAAGUACAACCACAAUCAUGCGAAACCAUGCGCGGGACUAUGCAAAAACGUUAUGAGGGGUUGUUUGAUGCAGUAUAUCGGCAUCCUGAAUCAGGACUGGUACACGUUCACGGAAGCCAUCGUUCCACUCAUAAGCACCGUCCGGUCGACCGAAGGCAUCGAGGCAGAAAUCAAGGGCCUGGACGGGAGAUUGUCCAGCGCCAUCAUGCACGCGAUGGAAAAUGGCCCGCAGCUGGAAGUGAAGGUCAAAAAGGGCUGCGGAACGCCGUCGCUAAUGCAGAACGAUAAUCUGGCCGGUUCCUACGAGCAGCAGCUGCAGCCGACCAUGCACAGCAACAAAUGGAUUCUGGCGCCGAUCAACGAGAUGCUCCAGUUCGAGAUGACCAUCGACAAGAACAAGGACCUGUUUCUGCAACUGUCGUCAACCCUUUGCGACGAUGAGGAUUAUCACAACAACGAUGAGGAUUGCUGGACCGGUACCCACUACGGGGACUACACGCACGAGAUCGUAUCGACCACGUCGCAGAAGUACAAUCCGGAGGUGCCGUACAGCAGUGCCACCGAGCAGCUCCCGAAGGACAUCCGACUGCAGAUGCUGAUCGAUAAGCUGAUUAAUUUGAAGAAUGCCGCCACCAAGGCUGUUUCAACAAAUGCGUUCAAGAGUGACCCCGACAAGAUGCUGUCCGACAUGGCGGAAGGUUCCGGCGAUCACUAUCGGGAUUACGAUUCGACUGAAGAGGAGGAAUAUGGAGAAAACGGUUCCGGAUCUGGUGAAGGUCCACAGCGGGGUGGAUUCGAAAUAAUAAAUGUCCAAACCGGAAGCAAUUUCACUCCGCCGGCCGGCAAAGCCCACUCGAGCCGAAUCUCCAUCUCGCACGUGCUCACGUGCGUUGCGUUCCUGCUGUCCGGUCUGAUCGGCAACAGCAGGCACUAAAGCGGGGGGGCCCGAACGGUUGUUUUGUUCAUCAGGUAAACUCAGCUAGAGAAAUGGAGUCAAGUUAUUCGUACUCGUUGUCUUCUUUCGCCUCUUUAAUGCUUCAUUCAGGAAACUCGCGAAACGAAUUCACGCACACGGUAGUUUUUACGUGUGAUAGCGCGUGCAAGUCACAGAUCGUAGGACUGUAAAAUUAUUAAACAAGAGAAAAAAAAACUAGGAUAUAACAAAUCUACGCGUAGCAAUGAUAAAACAAUUGUACACGUGUCCGGCGUAUCCGUGGUGUGAGUGCAGUUCACACCGGCUGAUGUUGAAAUUUGAGAGAAUACCUAUCGAAAUGAUCCCCUGAAACGACGGAGAAAGAUAGACGCCAUAAAUCAUCCGCAGAUUUCAGCUUGCUAUUCAUUGCUGCUGCAGAAAAGCUCAAGCAAUAUGUUGAUAUUCUAUAUGUUUUACUCAAACAUUCAUAGGAAAGAAAGUAUGCAUGUAUACUAGAGAACAACCAUCGUUUUAAAUUGUGUUUUCUCCCAUUAUAUUGUUUCGUCAAAGUCAAAAUUGUGAGAGUGUACAAAUUUUACCAAGAAAAAAAAGCAAUCUAAUCUCAUUUCCCGUUUUGCGGAAGCUUUAUAUUUUAGUAAGUAAAUAACCAAUCCCCCUCCCCCCUAGAGUUACGAGCAGGUAUCGCAUUCAGAACCAAGUCGCCAUAUUUAAUUAAAAAGUAUACAAUAGUUUAGUUAGGUGCCAGCGCACAAAAAUAUAUGCAGUUUACUACAGUAGAGAACUCAGCUUAAACACGAUUGUACGCCAGACAAAAAAGUAUACUCCAUUUCGGAUCUUUGUUUUUUUAUGCUGGUAGCUUUACCAACUUGUUUCACCAAUCAGUGAACAACUAAAUGGAACAGAAGAUAAAAAAACUAAUUAUUAUCGUUAGCUAUAGAAAGCCUGCCUGCCCUUAGUCCUCGAUCAAUGAAGAAGAGGAACAAAACAGAACUAGAAUACCGUAGGUAGAACUAUUAAAUUAAACAAAACCCUAAUUUUUCAAUGUUAGUUGGGAAAACUUGUAAAUAAGUAACCGAUAAGAAACGAAAAAAAAAUCCAAUGGUAAACAGUUUAUUGGUGGUUAACAAAAUAUCCAGCAGCAAAAGCAUGGCCGAAGCACGGCCGGUUUGAAGUAACGAAGUAACAACAAAAAAACCCUAUUGUCGACGUGAAAGUAUUAGAAAUUUCUUCCAUCCUCUAACCUGCCUCAACAAACGUUUCAAUUCACUUGUUUUCGUUCCAUCUUUUUCGACUUUUCCUACUUACCAAAACAAACGAAGAAAAAAAAUCCCAAAUUUGUAAAUAAAAACAAACAAUAACUUAGUGAGCUACCUACCUUUAGAAGCAGAAAAACUCGCACAACAGAGGUUUCACUGACAAGCAGCAAAACCACUUUUCCACCACCGCCUACUUCUUUACUGAUAUUCAAUUUCGUUGGUAAUGCUCAGUGAAAAUCGGGUGCCAGAAUAAAUCCAACUCAAAAACUUACUCCCCCUCCAGAAUAUUAUCUCUACACAACACAUUUACAUACGACGCCGAUAAGAGCAAGAGAUAAGCAUACAAGCAAACCACAACCACAGACACGAAACUGCAGCGCUAAAAUUACGUACUACGAAGAGCACAAUUCCGACCAACAAACUCCUUAACCAGAAAGAAAACUUACUUCCACAGGCCUCCCCCCCCCCCCCCAGUUCGUGUGCGUCGAUCGGGAGUGGGAACCCCCCUUUUUUCGACCAACAUUUGAAUUUCAUUUUUCCCGAACAACCCCGAACAGCCUGUGCGCUGUGCGAGGACGAAGGACAGCAAGGAUCAGAGCAAGCAGUGAGUCAGUGGAUAAAUAAAUAUAGAAUGAUGAUGUGUGGCGACAGAUCGAGAGAAACCGCGAGAAGAAAAAAAAACGAAGAGGAAAAAUUGAUUGUGUUUGAACUAUCUGUGAUUGAGCUAAGGAAAAAUAAAAAGAAAACAGUUUAUAAGAUGUAAAAAAAAAGAAAACAAACCAGCAGAGAGCGUAAACCGUCAUUGAAGAGUGAUGAUGAUGAGCGACGAAAAAAAAAACUGCAAGCCCAAACUAGAGAGUAAAAGAAUACCUAAUUUAUUGUUAUUGAAGAAUGUUGUUCCACCAAGCAGCGAUGAAUUUGUUUCUGCAAGAAAAAAAUCAAGAUAAGAUUAAAAAAAACUAACAAAAAACUAAAAGCAUUAUCUUUCGCGGCAUCAUCGGCAGACUUUUAUGCAGGGUUGUUGCCUUGGCUGUCUGAAGGAUUCCCGCCCGGUCGAGUCCGGCUCUUCGAGCCGCGCCGCAGGCGCACACGAGGACGCGUGGUCUGAUUUAUACCGUAUUUUGGCUGCCAGUGAUAAUUCUUUAGCUUUAGGUGUUGUUUUCUAAAUUUGUUUUAUUUUUUUUUUGUUCAAAUUUGGCCACGACGACGGGCGACACGGGAAUGCUUCAAACCGCGAAACAACCAAACCCGGUUCGAAUAUAUUUUGAUUGCACAAUGUAUGCCAUGAAAGGGACAUGCAAAAGAACAACAAUAAAGUAGUGCUAAUGUGUUCUCGCAAGUUGACUUGUUUUAACUGCAAACCUGGCAGGAUAGCAGACGAAAAAGUUAGUUGGACGAAGGUAUUUAUAUAAUAAAUACGCCCCAGAGAAACAGGAAUAAUAUAUUUAACUGCAGCUACGACACAAACAAAAAAAGUUAAAACAAACAGUGAAAAAACAAGUUCACUAAACUGUUAGAACGGUGUAUUAUAGAAAAUAGGUGAAAAAACGAGAAAUCAUUUCAGCAAAUAAAACAAAUUGAAAAGAAGUUAUUUUGCCUAUGUUGAAACGUACAAUAGGAACAUUUGAAGAAAAAAUAAAAAAAAACUUGUGUAAAAAUGUGAAAAUUCGGGAAGAAAUACAUAACCUAA